This is a messenger RNA of Cercocebus atys (sooty mangabey), 7195 nucleotides long. It is a transcript of the gene TAS2R10, whose product is annotated as taste receptor type 2 member 10. Gene Ontology annotation, cellular component: membrane. The record is from RefSeq and is a predicted model, not a curated record. The coding region runs from base 2071 to 3024 and encodes 317 amino acids. The transcript has a single exon. Gene Ontology annotation, molecular function: G protein-coupled receptor activity. Gene Ontology annotation, biological process: G protein-coupled receptor signaling pathway; sensory perception of taste; detection of chemical stimulus involved in sensory perception of bitter taste. NCBI's taxonomy places the organism in Eukaryota, Metazoa, Chordata, Mammalia, Primates, Cercopithecidae.
AAGUAUUUUUCUAAUUUUUGUUAUUUCUUCUUUGAUUUGAGUAUUUAGAAUAUUUUUAUCUUAGUAAAUUGUUUCUUUCUCUAGUUAUCUGUUUAUUAUUGAACUUAAUUUUAUUCCUUUGAAUUCAGAAAACAUUCAACACUUGUGAGAUAUUCUUUUGGAUUAACAUAUGAUCACUCUUGAUAAAAACAGUCUAUGUGCACAUGAAAAGAAUAUGAGUUAUUUUGCUGUUGAACACAAGUUUGUCAAUUGUUUUUUCAUAUAUUUUCCAUCUAUUGAUUUUUGGUAUGUUUCUAGGCUAAGCUAUUGAGUUAUAUAUUUUACAGUCUUUCAUGAUGAUUAUAGAUUUGUCUUAUUUUUCCUUUUCUGUAAAUGUUUGGUAGUUUAUUUGGUUCAUAAAUUUUUGGGAUUACCCUAACUUUCUGUAGAUAUGAGCAUUUUUAUCACUAUAAAGUACACUCCCCAUUUAUUCUCUAAUGCUGUUUCCUACCUUAAAGCCUGCUUUAUAUAAUAUUAAUAUGACUAUGCCAGAUUUAUUUUGGAUAAUGUUUGCAUGGCUUCUUUUUCCAUAAUUUUACUUUAAAGCUUUCUUUUUAUAUAUUAUAUUGUGUUUCUUGUAAGCAGUAUUAUGGUCAGAGUUUUAAAUUCUUCUUUAUUAAUAUUAAUUUUUACUUGGAGUAUUUAGUUCAUUUACAUUUUAUGUAAUUAUAUUCUCCAUUUCUAGAAGUUUUUCCCCAGAUGUUCCCAUUUCUUUCUGACAGUCUCUUGCUGCUCUUCUCUGAAAUUUCAUCUUGUGUUUUGUAAACAGUGUAUAUAUCAGCUAAUUUAUCUACACAUAUUUUUAAAUCUGUCAAUUUCAAUAUGCAGUGUCCAUGAGAAUUUAAGUUUCCUACCUGCUUUUGGUUGGUUUGUUUUGAUUUUCUAUCAUUUGUAGUCUAUUCCUAUGCUUAAUUUAACUUUAUUUUGAAAUCACUGUGCAAUUUUAUUUAUGGUAGUCAUGCCAGGAUAAACGAGAGGAGGUCUUUUUUUCUGUAAACCUUAAUGUAUUCAUUUUUAAUGUAAAUACAAAAAAUCAUCCCUCUUUUAAAGGAUUGAAGGCUUAUGAAAUUAAGAUGAGAAAAAAAUGACCUUAAGAUACUUAACAUAGUGCUAGGAAUAUAAUAAAAGCUCAAUAAAUGGUAGAUUUCACUUUUAAUUCUUAGAUCAGUAUGUUGAUUUACUUGUUUCCUGCCUCCCUCAUUAGAAUAUACACUCCAUAAAUCACACAAGCUUUGAGAUUCUGACUACCACUAUAUUCCCUCAAAGAUCAAGAGAGAGUUUGUUCUAUCUAGAUAUUCAGUAAAUACUUGUUGGAUAAAUAAAUGGGUGCCUGUAAACAGUAAUGUGUUAAAUGAAGAGAUUAUUCCUAAGAGCCUUUCAUGUCAAGGGUAGUCAACAUAAUCUUCUGCAUUCAAGGGUGUAAUAACCAUGAGUAUACAACAACAGCAACAGUUUUGUGAUACAUUUGUGAAACUUGUCAUACCCAGAGUUGAACUUAAAUUUUAAUUAAAAAUUAAAUUGAUCAUUUAGAGUAGGUAUCUACAAUGGCUAAAUUUGUUUUUCACUUCUACAUAGUAUUUUCUUUACAAAUAUAAAUUGAUUAUAAAUGACAUAAAUAAUGAUUUGGUAUUUUAAAAGAUAAAGUCAAGUAUUUUGUUUCUGUUUUGCAUUACAUUCUAUAGGUAUAUGUUUGGCACUCCUUCUCUACAAUUCACUUUAUUAAAUGUAAAGUAGUCUCAGCAGGACAUGUAAAAUCCAUGAAACACAAAUUUUCAUUUGCAUUUUAACAAAUUAUAGAUAGGCAUUCAGUCUGAACAUUCUCUAGACUAGCUACGUUUUAUAGAUAUAUUUGGAAAGGUCUUCAUUGAGAAAUUUCUAAUUCCAUCAUAAGCCAUUACUGGGGCAAUUUCAAGUCUUUAUAUAACAAAUGAGAAGAAAGUCAUGCUUCUAUCAAGCAGCCAAUAUAUGCCUCGUUCUGCAGCAGGUAAUCUAAGAUAGACGUAACAGAAGCAAUAUUAAGAAUUAGCAGAUAUGCUAAGUGUAGUGGAAGGCAUCUUCAUUUUUGUUGUAAUUAGUGAGUCAGUAUUUGCGGUUUUAGGGAAUGGAUUUAUUGGACUUGUAAACUGCAUUGACUGUGCCAAGAAUAAGUUAUCUACAAUUGGCUUUAUUCUCACCGGCUUAUCUAUUUCUAGAAUUUUUCUGAUAUGGCUAAUAAUUACAGAUGGAUUCAUACGGAUAUUCUCUCCAGAUAUAUAUGCUUCUGGUAACCUAAUUGAAUAUAUUAGUUACUUUUGGGUAAUUAGUAAUCAAUCAAGUAUAUGGUUUGCCACCAGCCUCAGCAUCUUCUAUUUCCUGAAGAUAGCAAAUUUUUCCAACUACAUAUUUCUCUGGUUGAAGAGUAGAACAAAUAGGGUUCUUCCCCUUCUGAUGGGAUUCUUACUUAUUUCAUGCUUACUUAAUUUUGUAUAUAUUGCGAAGAUUCUUAAUGAUCUUAAAAUGAAGAAUGACACAGUCUGGCGUUUCAACAUAUUUAAAAAUGAAUACUUUAUUAAGCAGAUUUUGCUAAAUCUGGGAGUCAUUUUCUUCUUUACACUCUCCCUAAUUACAAGUGUUUUGUUGAUCAUUUCCCUUUGGAGACACAACAGGCAGAUGCAAUCAAAUGUGACAGGACUGAGAGACUCCAUCUCUGAAGCUCAUGUGAAGGCAAUGAAAGUUUUAAUAUCUUUCAUCAUCCUCUUUAUCUUGUAUUUUAUAGGCAUAGCCAUAGAAAUAUCGUAUUUUACUGUGCCAGAAAACAAACUGUUGCUUAUGUUUGGAAUGACAACCACAGCCAUCUAUCCCUGGGGUCACUCAUUUAUCUUAAUUCUAGGAAACAGCAAGCUAAAGCAAGCCUCUUUGAGGGUACUACAGCAAUUGAAGUGCUGUGAGAAAAGGAAAAGCGUCAGAGCCACAGAGACACCUUGGGGAGAUAUGGAUGUUCCAUGAAAAGAAUCCAGUGAAUAAAUCCUUGAAGAUCUGUUUCACUGCACUGCAUUCUUGCUUUGUUUUUUAAACUGUGUCAUUAAAAAUCACUGAAAUCUUCCAUAAUUGUUUUGACUACAUUUCAGGGAAUCUCGUCUUUGAGGAGAUUUUAAUCUCACAUGCAAACUCAGUGGCUUAGUCAGCUUCCCCACCCUGCAACUUCUUCCUACAAACUUCCUAGAGGAAAACCAUCAGCCUGGAGACUAUUCACUGUAAAAAUUAUAGCGGUGAGAAUAAGCUCUAAAAUAAGACUUCUCGUUGUGCUUUACCUGACUUUUCUGAAGCAAGGACACCUAUUCUCCAAGAAAACCCAAAGAAAAAAAAAAAAGAAAGAAAGAAAAUUAGAUCAAUCUUGACAUUUAGAACAUGGAAGUGAGGAUAGAUGGCGGUGCUUCUUUUCAGUAUGCUAUUUUAAUUAUUUAAAGGGUUAUUUUUUUCAUUUUUUAAAAUCUAACAUCCUCUUUUACUGGUGUAUGUUUGAUGUGUAGCAAGUAGUCAGAGUAAUAGACGUAGUUCUGUGAAAUAUAGCUAGGGAAACAAGAGUCUAGGUGAGGGAUAUGGGAUCAAAACACUGAUGAAAUAAAUAUACUCUUCAUAAUCAGUGAUUUGAGAUAAGGCAGAUUAUGAACCAAUUAAAGUUGAGUAAAGAUUUUUCUAGAAGCAUAGAUCCAAAGGCUGCAAGAUUCAACGCAGUCCCUGACCAAAGGACACAAGAUGAACACAGGGUAGAAUCUGUGUGAAAUAUGAAAUGUUCUGUCUUAGAGCUUCAUACACACACACACACACACACACACAUGCACACACACACACGUUUAUAUACACAAACUUGCAGUCACAGGCAUGUUUCAAAUUUUGGGUUUUAAAGUGAAAUUUUAUGUCCAACUCAGGUUAUAAACUCAGUGACUUAUUUUGGCAACUUCCAAAAGUGCCUUGAUCUCAUACUUAUGGCCUAAUAAGUGAAAUAUUUCCAAAUAUAAGAACUUAAUUCAUUUUCUAUGUCAGGUUUCCAAAUCAGUAUUUUUAUAUUUUUAAACUAUUGUGUUUAGAAUGUACAGAUAAAGAGAUAACAGAAAAAAGAAAACCUAAUGCUGCUGCCUAUUUCAACCAAAUAUAUUGGCUUAUUGGAAAUUAUACUGUAAAAAGAACUAUGUUCUCCAUAUAGAUUAUGUUGAUAAUGUGGAAUUUAUUCAUUUUCCCAUGUUUUCAAAAAUUACUUAUACUAAUCAUUUUAAGGGGUACAUAACUCCCCUUGCAAAUAUACAAUAAUAUACUUAAUGUUUAUCAUAUCGUUUGCAUUUAAAUUGUCUUCACUUUUCCACUGUUAGAAAUAAACAUAAUAUGAGUAUUAUAGAGCAUGAAUACUAUUCAUUCAUAUGAAUACUAUUUGAAUGCUAACUUGGCUAGGUAUUGAGGACAGAGUAGUGAACAAGACAUCAAUAUAAUGGAAAAUAUAUUCUAAUGGAAAACAAAUGAAUAGCUAGCUAACUUAAACAAUUACAUUUAUGAUAUUGGGAGAGAAAAACUAUAGGAUGUUGACCUGACCUGGUCAUGGGAAUGGACAAGAUGUCACUGAAGUUAAUGGUUUAAUUUGAUAUCUAAAUAAUGUGUAGGAGUAAGGUGGACAAAGGAGGAGAAAUUUGGGGUGGGAAAGUAUCAUGUCGAGGUCUUGAAGCAAGAAGGAGUAGAGGGUAUUCCAGAAACUAAAGGUCCAGUAUGACUAGUAUAUAGACAGAGUAAUAUGUAAAUUAUUUUUAAGGAAAAUUCCAAUGGGGAGAAAUUUGACAAAUUCCUUGCAGAACUGAUAAAUUGCUCUGUAGAAGUAGUAAACCUAUAUGUUAAUAGUGAAAAAAUAUACAUCUUAUUCCAGUCUCGAAAUCAAGCAGGUUAUUAUUUUUAAUGUCAUUACCUUGAUUGCAAAAAUAUCUUUACUUCACAUAUAUUUGAUUACUAGUGCAGUUAAGCAUUAUUACAGGAUUAACCAAUAGCAUAUACACUUUGGGAAUUGUUCAUUGUUUUUUCCUUAUUUGUUCAUGUCAUAGUUUUUCUUACCAAUUUUGUGACUACUUUAUACAUUAACACUAUGCCAUAUAUGUGUUAUGAUUUUUUCUUAAUUUGCUAUUUAGUGAGUAAUUUAGUUUGUAAUGUUUGGGGAAAUAAGUGGAUAAUUUACAUGAUCUCAUAUUGAUUUAUGGUUUCUUCUGCUAUUUUUGCCGAUUUUAACUUAUUUUUACUGAUACCUGUUCAUCAAAAGCUCCAUUUUCUACUAUAAAACACAGUUUUAUUGCAUCUAAAAUUAGCAAACACAAAAAUAUAUAAAGAAGAAAUUGAUUAUGCACAUUUGCAGUACUCAACUAACCAUUGUUAACAUAUUUCUACAUAUAUUGUAAAAUAGAUCUCAACAUAGAUAGAUGACAGAUAAUAAGCAUGUUACUUUAAAAAUCUGUUUUGAUUAGAUUUAUAUAUAAACUGGAUGGCGAGGUUAUCUGUGGAUAUUGGGAUUAUAGAUAAUUUUAAUUUUCUUGUAGUAUUACGUAAUUUUCUAUGUAAUAAUUUAUGUCAUAUGAAAAAUACAAUUAAAUAAAAGAUGAGGCACGUGAAAAAAUAUCUGUUUAGUAAUACUUGCUUUGAGAAACAAGGGAAAGAAAAAGAAUCUUCCCUAGCAUUUGCACAGACUGCAUAAGCUCUAAUUCUGAUAUCUGCUGCGUUUUUAGCUCUGAUGACUAACUUUGUUGUUUGUACUAACUUUUGAUUAUAUUGGCUUGUUCCUCACAUGUUUUAUGAUUUUAUUUUGAACUCAGUUUUAUUAGAAUAUUGUCUGUGGGAAUUCUUUGAGGUCAGGUUUACAGUGACAUCUGCCAGAAAGAGUUUAACUUUGUGAAGGCUGACUGGGGUCACUUGUAGUCUCAACUUCCUUAAGCUAAACUUUUCAGUUUGCAAUGAUUUAGGCUAUAUAGAAUUUAACUUCUAGCCCCAAGUAUACACGAGUGAAAGGUUAUUGUUAUAAAUUCUUAGAGCAACAUUCCUCUUUCAUUCCCCUUUACAUUUCCCUUUCAAUUAACUACCCUGGCUGCCUGUUUAGUACUCCUACUUUAGCCUUUUGCUGGACAUAUAUUAUUUUCUCAUUUGUCUAUUAAGGUUUUGCAUUUCAGGGGUCUUGGCUUAUAGAUAGUAUCCAAUCUCACUUCUAACUUUGGAGAAGUCCAAGUCAGGUAUCUUAUCCAACAUGCAUAUGAUCUUUUAAAACAUAAGCACUGGUUUAUGAAUGGAUGAAGAAAAUGCUGUAUACAUACACAAUGGAACACUAUUUAUCCAUAACAGUUUAAAAAAAAGAAUGAAGUGCCAUUUGCAAUGACAUGGAUGGAAAGGGAAGACACUAUGGUACAUGAAUUAAGCCAGAAACAAAAAGUUAAGCACCACACAUUCUCGCUCAUAUAAGAAAACUAAAAAAAGAAGAUCUCAUAGAAGUAAAAAGAAGAGCAGAGUAUACCAGAGGCUGGGAAGGACAGGGGUUUGUAAAAGUAUACAAAAUUCAGCUAGAUAGGAGGAAUAAGUUCUAGUGUUUUAUAGGACUAUACGAUGACUAUAGCUAACAAUAAUACAUAGUUUUAAAUAUCAGGAAGGAGGAUUUCAAUAUUCCCAAUAAAGAAAUGAUAAAUGUUUGAGAUGAUAGAUCUUCUAAUUAACCUACCGAAUCACUAUACAUUGUAUGUUUCAAAACAUCACUAUGUACCUGAUAAAUGUGUACAGUUAUUAUUACAUAAGAUAGGAAAAUAGCCUAUUGCAUAGAAAGAGUGAUGCCAUCCUGAAGCAAAACUACCACAGCCACUGAUGUUUAUCUCCUGCAUACCAAUGUGUUCUGCAGCAAGCUCUUUAAACAAUUCCUGUGACAUAGACAACCCCUCAUAAAGAGCUAACCUUCUUAGUGGUCAUAAGUUUUAGCAAGAGAGUCUGAGGUAUGAGUAGCUGCACAUGUUUUACCCAAAAAGCUUAAUAUAUAAAGGAUAUUUUCUGGAGGGCGGGUGUGGGGAUCCAGUAUCUUGCGGCCACCCAAGACAUUGCCUCUGUUUAUAAGUUCCUAUUAAAUAUUUAUUUCUUUUAAAGAAGAUAACAUAUGUUUAUGUAUAAGAUAUAUAUA